Messenger RNA from Phyllostomus hastatus (greater spear-nosed bat), 3362 nucleotides. RefSeq names its product solute carrier family 40 member 1 (gene SLC40A1). Gene Ontology annotation, biological process: iron ion transmembrane transport. Lineage: Eukaryota; Metazoa; Chordata; Mammalia; Chiroptera; Phyllostomidae. The coding region runs from base 324 to 2054 and encodes 576 amino acids. Gene Ontology annotation, cellular component: basolateral plasma membrane. Gene Ontology annotation, molecular function: peptide hormone binding; iron ion transmembrane transporter activity. The record is from RefSeq and is a predicted model, not a curated record. The transcript is spliced from 8 exons.
CGGGCUCUCGGCGGCGCCGGCGGUGGCGCACACAGGCAACCGACUGGUCUCCCAGGGCCUGUUGAGAGUCUCUCACCUGCUACCAUAAGGCUUUGCCUUUCCAACUUCAGCUACAGUGUUAGCUAAGUUUGGAAAGAAGACCAAAAGGAUAUCCCCGGGCCGUUUUUCUUUUGUUAAUUUGCCGCAGUUGUCGUUGGGGUCUUUUUGCACAAGUCUGUUGUGUUUUUAGUGGUGCUCUUUUCAGUUCCUUGCACUCCUGCUAACAAGCACCUCAUCCAGAGCAGCAGUAGCAGCGGAAGAGCCAGCGGGGAGCACCAGGUGUCAUGAACAAGGCGAGAGAGCAAAACCGCCAGGGAGGAUGCUGCGGAUCCUUAACAAACUACCUGACCUCGGCGAAAUUCCUUCUCUACGUUGGACAUUCUUUAUCUACUUGGGGAGAUCGGAUGUGGCACUUUGCCGUCUCUGUGUUCCUGGUAGAGCUCUAUGGGAACAGCCUCCUCUUGACUGCAGUCUACGGGCUGGUGGUGGCGGGGUCUGUUCUGGUCCUGGGAGCCAUCAUUGGUGACUGGGUGGAUAAGAACGCCAGACUUAAAGUGGCCCAGACUUCGCUGGUGAUACAGAAUGUGUCGGUCAUCCUGUGUGGAAUUAUCCUGAUGAUGGUUUUCUUGUAUAAAGACGAGCUUCUGACUAUGUACCAUGGAUGGGUUCUGACUUCCUGCUAUAUCUUGAUCAUCACUAUUGCAAACAUUGCAAAUUUGGCCAGUACUGCCACAGCAAUCACCAUCCAAAGGGAUUGGAUUGUUGUUGUUGCCGGAGAAGACAGAAGCAAAUUAGCAGAUAUGAACGCUACAAUCAGAAGGAUCGACCAGUUAACCAACAUCUUGGCCCCCAUGGCUGUUGGCCAGAUUAUGACAUUUGGCUCUGCAGUCAUUGGCUGUGGUUUCAUUUCUGGGUGGAAUUUGGUGUCCAUGUGCGUGGAGUACUUUCUGCUCUGGAAGGUUUACCAGAAAACCCCUGCCUUAGCUGUGAAAGCUACUCUUAAAGUAGAGGAAGCUGAGUUGAAACAGCUGAAUUUACACAAAGAAACUGAGCCAAAAUCCAUGGAGGCAACUCAUCUAAUGGGUGACAAAGACCCUAACGUCCGUGAGCUUGAACAUGAGCAAGAGCCCAGCUGUGCCUCCCAGAUGGCUGAGCCCUUCCGCACGUUCCGAGAUGGAUGGGUUUCCUAUUACAAUCAGCCGGUGUUUCUGGCGGGCAUGGGUCUUGCUUUCCUCUAUAUGACUGUCCUGGGCUUUGAUUGCAUCACUACAGGGUACGCCUACACUCAGGGGCUGAGUGGGUCCAUCCUCAGUAUUUUGAUGGGAGCAUCAGCCAUAACUGGAAUAAUGGGAACCGUGGCUUUUACUUGGCUACGGCGAAAAUGUGGCCUGGUUCGGACUGGUCUGAUCUCAGGAUUUGCACAGCUUUCCUGUCUGAUCUUGUGUGUGAUCUCUGUGUUCAUGCCUGGAAGCCCUUUAGACUUGUCUGUUUCUCCUUUUAAAGAUAUCCAGUCUAGGUUCAUUCAAGUAGAGCCACUACCCACAAAUACACCUACAGAAAGUCCUGAAUUCAUCUCUACAACUGAAACGCACAUGUCAAAUGGGUCUGUUUCUGCUGAUGUUGCCCCAGAGAUGAGUUUUAACUCUGAGUCCAUAAUCUCUGUCAGUCUGCUGUUUGCAGGCGUCAUUGCUGCUAGAAUCGGUCUUUGGUCCUUUGAUUUAACUGUGACACAGUUGCUGCAAGAAAAUGUAAUCGAAUCUGAACGAGGCAUUAUAAAUGGUGUACAGAACUCCAUGAACUAUCUUCUUGAUCUUCUGCAUUUCAUCAUGGUCAUCCUGGCUCCGAAUCCUGAAGCUUUCGGCUUGCUUGUGUUGAUUUCAGUCUCCUUUGUGGCAAUGGGCCACAUCAUGUAUUUCCGAUUUGCUCAGAAAACUCUGGGCAGCAAGCUUUUUGUCUGUGGUUCUGAUGAAAGAGAAGUUACAAAUGAAAAUCAAGCUAGUACAUCUGUUGUGUAAGGCAGUUUAACUCUUUUUAUCCCUGUUACUAGAUCAUAUAGAGCACGUGUGCUUAUUUUGUAGUUCAGAAUUCCAGUAAAUGGCUAGGUGUCUCUCUCUGGUUUUACCACGACUGUAUCUUGAGGGCUAAAAGCUAUUUAGGAAGCUUAUGUCAGCUGAAUGAACUAGUUAAUUUCCCUUAUAUUUAAGGAUAAAAAAUAGGAAAAGACAAAAGUUUAAAAAGUUUAAACUAAAAUGGCAACACUAUUUUUCCCUAUUUUUCAUGAGUAGAUAAAAUUUUAUGUAAAAGAGUGGUCAGGCACGUGAAUUAAGUUAUUCUCUGGCAGAUAUUUAUCAUCUGCACUAGAAUUCAGAUAUGUCAGUUUUCCCCAAAACUCACUCUUGUUCAAGUCUAGCUAAUUUACUUUUCUUUGAUAUUUUAUUCUGUUAUGUUAUAAAAACAACUUCUGCCCCAAGCAUGAAGAUUAAGGUUUGAUAACCCGGGUUAUCCUUCCUUAUUGAUCCUAUCAAUCUUAAGGAAUUUACAUAUAUGUGGGAAAACAAAAUAUUUCUCUAGAAUUCUCUAACAGGGUUGGGAUUUAACUUUAGAGAGCACCUUGAUGUUUUUAUUAUCAGGUAAGGCAAAAUAUUGUAUUAGUAUAUGCAGCACUUUGUAAAAUGGCUAUCAGGCAAGCUGCAGGUAGAAGCAAAGCUGUAAGGUAGGUUUAUAACACAGUGAACGCAUAAUAACUUCAAAUAUGCCAAUAGUUUGGCCAUAGAAACUAGAAGCUAAAAGUUGCACAGAAGGGCAAAGAUCUGAAUGUAACUCCCGCCGCUCUCAUUAAUGAUCUCUAUCCUGGAAUACGAGGGAGUCAGCUUUCCACUUGGCAGGUUAAAUGUAGAAAGAGCCCACACUUGGAAAGGUUUUGUUUUGCCAAUCACUUGGUUUAUUAGGAACACUCUGGGGUAGAGCAUUUUUACUUUUACUGUUUUGUAACCAGGAGUUAUUUUUACCUAGUUGUGGAGCAAGACUGUUCAUAAAUGUUUUCCUUUUCAAUGUCUCUGAAAAGAAUAUAGGGGAAAAAAAAGACUUUUGUAUAUAUUUUUAUAAACUGUUUUACAAGUCCUUUUGCAACAUGCCAGUACCAACAUGAUACUUUGCCUUAACUGUUUAUGCACUUUCAUGGAGACGGCAAUAUGUUGCUCUGAGCACUUUCUUAAUCCUUUGAUGUUUAAUCUUUUUCUUCUUCUAUGGUAUGACAUGAUGAUUUGCUACAUUGUAAAAUCUUUGUGAAAUAUUUCUAUAUAAAUAUAUUUUUAAAAUCUUCA